This is a messenger RNA of Hyla sarda, 1929 nucleotides long. Its product is annotated as carcinoembryonic antigen-related cell adhesion molecule 2-like. Bases 65 to 1081 code for a protein of 338 amino acids. NCBI's taxonomy places the organism in Eukaryota, Metazoa, Chordata, Amphibia, Anura, Hylidae. The record is from RefSeq and is a predicted model, not a curated record. The transcript has 8 exons.
GUAGUAUUUACAGGGGGAUCAGGAGGAAGAAGCAAAGAGAAAAUAAAGCAGUGGGCAAAAGAGGAUGAUGUGUCGAGGAGCAGUGAAUGGUGCCAAAAAUAAGCCUGGGGGACUAUGUUUUCUUGCAGGAGAGCGCAACAACUUGGAAAUGUGGAUCUGGAUGAUUUCAGUGUUUCCAUGUGUAUGGCUUCACGUGGCUUAUGGAGCCCGCAAUAUCCAGCUGAUCCCUCAGCAUCCAGUCAUUAAUGGAUCCGUCACCCUGUCCCUGAAUCUUACUGGAAUAACUAAGAAAGUGUCAAGUUUCCUCUGGUAUAAGGGAUCAAAACCCGAUCAGCAGUAUCAGAUCCUGAGAUUUGCUCCAGAUACAAAUAUUAUCUUUAAUGGGCCUAAGAAUAGUUCUAGGAUCACAGCUUCAUAUAAUGGAUCAUUACACAUCAGACAUCUUCUUAUCACAGAUGAAGGGGAAUAUACAGUGACGAUAAAGAGAGAGACAUCAUCGGAGGACGGGCAUGUGACCCUGACCAUCUAUGAUUUGGUCAGAAAACCAAUAAUCACAUCUUCUCAUUCUCCGGUCCAUGAAGAUGAUUUCUAUGUCCUCACAUGUGUCACGGCCAAUGCUGAGAAGAUAACAUGGAGGCGGCUGAAUAGCAGCUUCCCCCAAGGAGCAACAAUAUCAGCGGAUGCCAGAACCGUCACAUUCACCAACAUUACACGUAGUGACGCCGGAGGAUAUCAGUGUGAGGCCGAGAAUCUAGUCAGUAAGGAAAUCAGUGACGUCUUCACCUUGACUGUGUUAUCUAUCGGUGAAGGUGGAGAUACAGCUGGACCAAGCUCUACUGUAAUUGCCGGAAUUGUAUGUGGGACAAUAUUGGGCAUAGUACUAAUAUUAAGUGUAACCUACCUAUUACACCGGAUAUAUGUACUUCCUUUACGAGAGGCUCAGGGAGUAUUAUCUGCAGGCAAACCAGACCAGUCUGAAAUAUAUGAGAAUGUGAUGGACUUGGCACCGAAGUCUGAGGAACCGAUUUAUAAGGAUUUACAGUUUAGAUCCGAGAAUGUAUACACUACGAUCAACCUAUAAAAUCAUAGGUUGCUAUUUCCACUCCUCAACACUAGUAUUGACAACAUGUAAGACAAAAUGGCUAUUGCCAUCAAAGAAGCUAAGAUUGGGUCACCUGUCGGUGAUAAAACAAAAGAAAGGGAUUACAAUUUACCAUAAGACUCCAUGAAAAUCUGACCUAGACCCUGUGUGUGAAUCCAGCCUACGGACUAUAUAUAAUUUAUUCACACAUUGCGGAAUAUUGUGGAUUCUGAUUGGAUGUCGCAAAACUUUCAGUAAGAAAACAAAAUGACCAUGGCAAGUGAGUGCAUUAAUGACGCACUUAGGAGAGUCACAUGGCUGUGACAAAAUAUACCCUAAGAACAUUCCUGGAUGAUUUGCUGUACGUUUCUCACAGUUUGACGUGAACAGAUUUGGCUCACCCCAAGUGGUCAUGUUGAUGAGGCCAUAUGAUGCCCAGUGAGUUCCGUGCAUGAGUCCUAUUUAUUAGAAUUGGCCUUGUGCACAGAACUUGCUGAGUAUCAUAAGGUUGCCUCAGCCACCUGAAUGGCUGACACCGCUUUGCUAGACUGACUUUUUAAAGGAACAUGUUAAUUCAGAAAGAUUUGCAAAAUUUCAUAUUAAAAUUCUAUGUAAAAUGCUCAAUAAAUCUCUAAACAUUGGCCCACAUUAAUCAUUGUAGGUGUAAGUAAAGCAUUUAUCAUUGUAGGUGUAAGUGAAGCAUUUAUCAUUGUAGGUGUAAGUGAAGCAUUUAUCAUUGUAGGUGUAAGUGAAGCAUUUAUCAUUGUAGGUGUAAGUGAAGCAUUUAUCAUUGUAGGUGUAAGUGAAGCAUUUAUCAUUGUAGGUGUAAGUGAAGCAUUUUUUUACAC